AUGUGUGGUAUUCUCGCCCUUAUCCUCGCGGAUACCGAUGCGUCGGACGCCUCUGCCGAUUUGCACGAGAGCUUGUACUAUCUUCAACACCGUGGUCAAGAUGCCUGUGGUAUCGCGACCUGUGGUUCUGGAGGUAGAAUCUUUCAGUGCAAGGGCAAUGGCAUGGCCUCCAAGGUCUUUGACGAUGGCAAGCGCACGGUAGACCUUCCCGGCUACAUGGGCAUUGCCCAUCUUCGUUACCCGACUGCCGGAACUAGCUCUAGCGCCGAGAGCCAGCCUUUUUACGUCAACUCGCCCUACGGCAUCUGCUUCGCGCACAACGGUAACCUCAUCAACGCUCCCGCCCUGCGCAGCUAUCUCGACCAAGAGGCCCAUCGUCAUGUGAACACCGACUCUGACAGCGAGCUGAUGCUCAACGUCUUUGCCAACGCCCUGAACGAGACCGGCAAGGCCCGUGUCAACACCGACGACAUCUUCAGUGCCCUCAAGAAGACGUACGAGAGGUGCCAAGGUGGCUGGGCCGUCACUGCUAUGAUUGCUGGCUUCGGUAUCUUCGCCUUCCGUGACCAAUACGGCAUCCGCCCCCUCAUUAUGGGAUCGCGGCCCUCCAGCACCCUCGAAGGCGGUAUCGACUACAUGUUCGCUUCCGAGAGCAUUGCUCUCCGUCAGCUGGGCUUCAGCAACUUUCAGGAUAUCCUCCCGGGACAAGCCGUGUUCAUCCAAAAGAACGGGCAGCCUCAGUUCCACCAGGUUGUUGAGCAAAAGGCUUACUCCCCCGAUAUCUUCGAGUAUGUUUACUUCGCCCGCCCGGAUACCAUCAUGGAUGGAAUCUCCGUGCACCGCAGCAGGCAGAACAUGGGCGUGAAGCUUGCCAACAAGGUCAAGGAGAUCCUUGGAGAGGAGGGUGUCAAGGAGAUCGAUGUGAUCAUUCCCGUCCCGGAGACCAGUAAUACUGCCGCUGCCGUGGUAUCAGAGCAGCUUCGGAAACCCUUCUCUAACGGUUUCGUCAAGAACCGUUACGUCUACCGCACCUUCAUCUUGCCCGGUCAGAAGGCCAGGCAAAAGAGCGUCCGGAGAAAGCUCAGCGCCAUGGAGUCCGAGUUCAAGGACCGUGUCGUCCUGCUCGUGGAUGACUCCAUUGUCCGUGGAACCACCAGCAGGGAGAUUGUGAGCAUGGCUCGUGAGGCCGGUGCCCGCAAGGUUAUCUUUGCCAGCUGUGCUCCUCCCAUCAUUUACCCCCACAUUUACGGUAUCGAUCUCGCCUCUCCGCAGGAGCUCAUCGCCCACGAGAAGACAAGAAGCGACAUCGCCAAGCACAUCAAUGCCGAUGAUGUUAUUUACCAGGAUCUUGCCGACCUUAAGGCGGCGUGUACUGAGGCCUCUCCCGAUCACCAGAAGAUCACCGACUUUGAAGUGGGUGUGUUCUGCGGCAAAUACCAGACCGACAUCCCUGAAGGUUACUUCGACCACCUGAACGAGAGCCGUGGCACGAAGCGGAAGGCCGCCGUUGUGAACGGCACCAACAAGGUCUUGGUUGCCAAUAGCGGCCCGGUCAAUGUUUCUACCCCCGAACCCCCUGCCCUCAUGGAGAACCCCGAGAACAGGCAGGAUAUUAGCAUCCACAACAUUGCCAACUCCUAG
Neurospora hispaniola is the source of this 1641-nucleotide messenger RNA. Its product is annotated as putative amidophosphoribosyltransferase. Gene Ontology annotation, biological process: purine nucleotide biosynthetic process; purine nucleobase biosynthetic process. The transcript is spliced from 5 exons. Bases 1 to 1641 code for a protein of 546 amino acids. Gene Ontology annotation, molecular function: amidophosphoribosyltransferase activity. Gene Ontology annotation, cellular component: cytoplasm. The record is from RefSeq and is a predicted model, not a curated record. Lineage: Eukaryota; Fungi; Ascomycota; Sordariomycetes; Sordariales; Sordariaceae.